AUGUUUAUUAAUAUCAAUAGAUUGUCAUCAGUCAAAUAUUUUUCUAAUGUUACUAAAACAAUCCAAAUAAGAAGUAUUACAACAUUAUCUGGUGAUGAUUAUAAUUAUAUACACAAAAGUAAACUUCCAACAUUAAAAUUUCAAAAAAGUUUACCAAGACUCCCUAUUCCAAAAUUAGAAGAUACUAUUAGACGUUACCUUUCUGCUGCUGAAGCUGUUCUUCCAGAAGUUGAAUAUAAAAUUUUAUAUCAAUUAACAAAAGAAUUUGAAGCUUCUGAGGGAAAAGAAUUACAAGAACUUCUUUUACAACAUGAUAAAGCUAAUAAACAUACCAGUUAUAUUUCUGAACCAUGGUUUGAUAUGUACUUAUCAUCACGUCUACCAUGUCCUGUUAAUUUUAAUCCAUUUAUGAUGUAUUCACCUGAUAAGGAUACAACUCAAAAUGAUCAAUUAACUAGAGCAACAAAUUUUGUUAUUUCAUUUGGAAGAAUAAAAAAAGCUCUUGAUAAAGGUUGCUUAGAUCCAGAAGUAUUUUUUAUGAAACCUGAUGUAAAAGAUAGUAAAUUAUAUAAUAAUUUAGUUAAAGCAUCACCAGAUUUUAUAUCAUGGUAUGUAGGAUAUUUUUUUAAAGCAUUUGCAUUAGAUAUGUCACAAUAUGGUAAUUUAUUUGGUAGUACCAGAAUACCAGAAAUUGGAAAAGAUAGAUUAUUUUUAGAUAAAAAGUCAAAUUUUUUUGUUGUAGCUAAAGGAGGAAACUUUUUUAAAGUACAAUUAUUUGAUGAUUGUGGAAAUAUUUUACCACCACAAGUUAUUCAAGCAUCAAUUGCAAAAAUUUUAGAAAAUACAUUAGAAGUUUCUAGUGAUUGUGCUGUUGGUUCAUUAACUUGUGCUGAUAGAGAUACAUGGGCUAAAGCUAGAAAAAAUUUGGAAAAAUCUCCAUUAUCAGCUAGUAGUCUUGCCCUAAUUGAUUCUUCAUUAUUUUUAUUAUGUUUAGAUGAUAUUAAAACAACUGAUCAUCAAAGAUUAAUUCAAAGUUUACUUAUAGGAGAUAAUGGUGCAAAUAGAUGGUUUGAUAAAUGUUUUUCAUGUAUUGUUGACAAAAAUGGUCAUACAAGUAUAAAUUUUGAACAUUCUUGGGGUGAUGGUGUAGCUGUAUUAAGAUUAAUGAAUGAAUCUAAAAAAGAUGUUGAAUUAAAUCGAUUUGUAACAUCUACAGAUUCUGUUGAUACAUCUAUUAAUGUUGAAAAAUACAUUAAAAAAUUAGAAUUUUCAUUAAGUGAUGAAGAUAAAGAAACUAUUAAAAAUGUUCAAAAUCAACAUUUAGCAUUAGCAAAUAAAUUAGAAUUUGGAACAGUUGAGUAUGUUAAAAUGAAUAAAAAUUUAUUAAAAAAGUUCAAAGUUUCACCGGAUUCAAUAAUGCAAUUAGCAAUUCAAUUAGCAUAUUACAAAAUGUAUAAACAAUUUGUACCAACAUAUGAAUCAGCAAGUACUGCUGCAUUUUUAAAGGGAAGAACAGAAUGUGUUAGAUCAGCAACUAAAGAAACAAAAAAUGUUGUUUUAGCAAUAAAUCAAGAUAAAGGUAAUAUUUCUGAAUUAAUAAGAAAAGCAUCAGCUGUACAUUAUUUACUUUGUAAAGAAGCAGCAAUGGGACAAGGUGUUGAUAGACAUUUAUUGGGAUUAAAAAUUGCUGCAGAAAAGUUUAAUAAACCAAUUCCAGAAUUUUAUGAUCAUGAUAUUGUUAAAUAUCUAAAUCAUUAUGUUUUAUCAACAUCUACACUAUCAUCUGAUACAAUCAUUUUUGGUGGUUUUGGACCAGUUGUUCCAGAUGGUUUUGGUAUUGGUUAUAAUGUUACAGGUGACAAAAUUGGUGCCGUAAUUUCAUCAUAUAAGAACAAAAAAAAUGCUCAAGAGUUUGCAAAUUCACUUUACAAAAGUUUAGAUGAAAUUAAAUUUUAUUUAACAAGAGAAACAUAA
Strongyloides ratti is the source of this 1974-nucleotide messenger RNA. Its product is annotated as Carnitine O-palmitoyltransferase 2,mitochondrial. Gene Ontology annotation, cellular component: mitochondrion. Gene Ontology annotation, molecular function: carnitine O-palmitoyltransferase activity. The coding region runs from base 1 to 1974 and encodes 657 amino acids. NCBI's taxonomy places the organism in Eukaryota, Metazoa, Nematoda, Chromadorea, Rhabditida, Strongyloididae. Gene Ontology annotation, biological process: fatty acid beta-oxidation. The record is from RefSeq and is a predicted model, not a curated record. The transcript has 2 exons.